UCUCUCUCUCUCUCCUCAUCUCUUUUUUGUGGUAUUUUGGUUUCAAAUUCUAAUGGCAUUUGUUGGUCUCUCAACGCUCCCCAUAUUUCAGCAUACUAGGAUUUUCCCUCCUAAAUACCUUUCUAAUUCAAAUAAACCUUCCAUUUUCGCGCAAUUUUCCAACGGUUCUUCCCCCUCUGCCACCAACGGUCUCUCUCCUUCGAUUCCAGGCAGAUCUGAGGCAGAUGUUGUAGUCAUUGGGAGUGGCAUUGGAGGACUAUGCUGUGCAGGACUUCUAGCAAGAUAUGAGCAAGAUGUUCUUGUGUUAGAAAGUCAUGACCAACCUGGGGGUGCUGCUCAUUCUUUUGAGGUUAAAGGCUAUAAGUUUGACUCUGGGCCUUCUUUAUUUUCUGGAUUUCAAUCAAGAGGUCUCCAGGCAAAUCCACUUGCACAAGUGUUGGAUGCCCUUGGUGAAACGAUACCCUGUGCGAAGUAUGAUUCAUGGAUGGUUUAUGUACCUGAAGGGGAUUUUUUGUCUCGAAUUGGGCCCACAGAGUUUUAUAAGGACCUCGAGAAGUAUGCAGGUGCUAAUGCAGUUCAGGAGUGGAAAAAGCUUCUUGAUGCCAUAUUACCUCUGUCUGCAGCAGCAAUGGCUCUCCCUCCCCUGUCCAUUAGAGGUGAUCUGGGUGUUAUAUCAACUGCUGGAGCUAGGUAUGGUCCUUCAUUAUUGCAGUCUUUUGCCAAGAUGGGACCUCAAGGAGCUUUGGGUGCUACAAAGCUUCUCCGACCUUUUUCUGACAUAGUGGAUUCACUGGGGCUGAAAGAUCCUUUUGUACGGAACUGGGUGGAUCUGCUAGCUUUUCUUCUGGCAGGUGUCAAAUCUAACGGUAUACUCUCAGCAGAGAUGAUUUACAUGUUUGCCGAGUGGUACAAGCCAGGAUGUGUUCUUGAGUACCCUAUGCAUGGAAGUGGGGCGGUUGUUGAGGCCUUGAUUCGUGGAAUUCAAAAGUUUGGUGGAAGGAUCUCCCUCCGGUCUCAUGUUGAGAAUAUCAUUGUUGAAAAUGGACGAGCAGUUGGCGUUAGACUCAGAAGUGGUCAAUUUGUACGAGCAAAGAAGGCAGUUGUCAGUAAUGCGUCAAUGUGGGACACCUUGAGUUUGUUACCAUUGGAAUCUCUACCUAAGACAUACCAGGAGAGAAUUAGAUCAACUCCGCAAUGUGAAUCUUUCAUGCAUCUCCAUUUGGGUUUUGAUGCAGAGGGAUCACGUGAAGACUUGGAUAUUCACCAUAUUGUUGUGAAUGAUUGGAAGAGAGGAGUUGAUGCAGAUCAGAAUGUCGUUUUGUUAUCAAUUCCCACUGUUCUCAGUCCAGAUUUAGCCCCCCCUGGUAAGCAUGUACUACAUGCAUAUACUCCAGGAACGGAGCCUUUUGAAAUCUGGGAAGGGCUUGAUCGUAGAAGUGAUGAAUACAAAAGGCUCAAGGAUGAAAGAGCCGAGGUAAUGUGGAGGGCCGUAGAGCGAGCUCUUGGUCCAGGUUUCGACCGGGAAAAAUGUGAAGUGAAAUUGGUUGGGACGCCAUUAACACAUCAAAGGUUUCUCCGAAGAAAUAGAGGAACAUAUGGUCCAGCUAUUCAAGCUGGGAAAGGCACUUUUCCUGGGCAUACAACUCCUAUUCCACAACUAUACUGCUGCGGGGAUUCUACGUUCCCAGGUAUUGGAGUUCCUGCAGUUGCUGCAAGUGGAGCCAUUGUUGCUAAUUCUCUUGUUUCUGUUUCUCAGCACUCUCAACUACUUGAUGCGAUUGGUAUAUAAUAUGAUUCACAGCAGUUAGAUUAUUUAUAACAAUUCUGUGGUAAUAUAUAAUGUUCUUUUGAGGGAAUAUCUAUAAUGUUUCUAGCUAGUACAUUUAUCCUCCAUAUCCAUACCAAUGUUUUGAAGGUUAUAUAACCAUGUAAUGAACUACAAAGUACACAAUACAAGCUCCAAAGUAUUUCACACAA
Messenger RNA from Beta vulgaris subsp. vulgaris (sugar beet), 1977 nucleotides. RefSeq names its product prolycopene isomerase, chloroplastic. The transcript is spliced from 9 exons. Gene Ontology annotation, biological process: carotenoid metabolic process. Gene Ontology annotation, molecular function: oxidoreductase activity. The coding region runs from base 53 to 1789 and encodes 578 amino acids. The record is from RefSeq and is a predicted model, not a curated record. Lineage: Eukaryota; Viridiplantae; Streptophyta; Magnoliopsida; Caryophyllales; Amaranthaceae.